Molecule: messenger RNA, 333 nt
Organism: Cavenderia fasciculata
Lineage: Eukaryota; Evosea; Eumycetozoa; Acytosteliales; Cavenderiaceae
Gene: rpl30
Product: S60 ribosomal protein L30
Exons: 2
Coding region: 1-333 (110 amino acids)
Cellular component (GO): cytosolic large ribosomal subunit
Molecular function (GO): RNA binding; structural constituent of ribosome
Source: RefSeq, a predicted model, not a curated record
AUGGUUAGCACCAAGAAGCAAAAGAAGAAUCAAGAAAACAUUGCCUCCAAGUUGGCUCUUGUUAUGAAGUCAGGCAAGUCUCAACUCGGUUACAAGGCCUCCCUCAGAACCUUGAGAGCCGGUAAGGCCAAGUUAGUCCUUAUCUCUAACAAUUGCCCAGCUCUCCGUCGUUCAGAGAUUGAAUACUACGCCAUGUUGAGCAGAACCAACGUUCACCUCUACAACGGUAACAACAUUGAACUCGGUACCUCAUGCGGUAAGAAGUUCCGUACCUCCGUCUUGUCCAUUACCCACGAAGGUGACUCUGAUAUCCUUGCUUCAUUCGCCAAAUAA